CUGUAAGUAAUAUACAUUCUGUUCUCUAAUACUGGCUGGGAAAAAUUGUACAGUAACUGCAUGCUAUAGUACAACAGCUUUCUGAAAUACGCAGCAUGCCCUGAGCAGAACACUGAUCCGCCAGAUAUGCUGUAAAAGAGAACAUGUGGUUUACAAAAGAGUUUACCGCUGAAUGUGUUUACAGUGACACUGGGGUCUAAGACAAUCUUGCCUGGUACAAAAUUAAAGAAAGGAAUUGCUUACACCUUUUGAAUACUCUCAUUUUAAAUUCCUCAGAACCCUAUGGUUUACACAUCAUUAUUACUGUUACAGAGAGCGUUUCAAAUGGGUUUAGUCAGCCUCUUCGUGUCUGUGAAUCUUCAUGAGGUACCUUAUUAUUUUAUAUUCUGAGUUUUGAAUGGAUGCUUGGGUGAAGACGUCACAUAUCCAUAAGUCAAGAUCUGCAAGGGAAGUAAGACAAUGAUAACGCUGACCAACAUUUCAGGUACAACAGGUGGACUUCUUCCAGCAUUGCUCAGUUUCAGGCAUUAUGGCGAAUGAUAUUUAGUCUGAAUUUCCCAAGCUUACUUUAUCCUGCUGGGCUAAAAGGCUUCAUGUGAUACUGCUCUAACAUUGGAAAGCAUUUUCUUUUCACUAUGAAGAACCUGACAGGAGCAUAUUGUGUUCAGAAGUGUCUUACUGGGGUCUUGUUUAUUAUCGAACUAGCAAGUAAAUGUGCAGUUAGUCUACACAGCUGUCCCUCCACCUGCAUUUGUGCCUCAGACCUACUUAGCUGUGUCAGCCAAAACCUUCAGCAGUUACCAGCCCCAAUACCAGCCAUGGCUGCUACCUUGGAUCUCAGCCAUAAUGCACUUUAUCAGCUUCAAAACCACUGGCUGGCUGGAUUGCCCAGAAUCCAGAUACUCCGUCUUAGUCACAAUCACAUCAGCCGCAUCGCUCCCCAAGCAUUUCAUAAUGCAACCUACCUUAUGCACCUGGAUCUGUCCUCAAACCGUCUCCAUGUAAUUGAAAAACAGGUCUUCCAUGAGCUCAUCUCCCUGCAAGAGCUGCUGUUGUACAACAAUCAGAUAGUGCGGGUAGAUGGUCGUGCUUUCAUUCACCUGGGAAGUUUGCGAAAACUUUAUCUUAGUUGGAACCUAUUGAUGGAUUUUCCUUUUAGCUCCAUUCAGGAGCUCCAUCAUCCUCAUUUGAGGAUUCUGGAUCUCUCAUCAAAUAAACUGCCCACCAUCCCUAUAGCUGAAGUCACUGAACUGCCUCUGUAUGUUAAAAAUGGUCUAUUCCUCCAUGACAACCCUUUCAUGUGUGACUGCACACUCUAUGCUAUGUUCCGCCACUGGGAGAAAUAUGGGCUAAACUCAGUGCAAGACUUCCGUGAAGAACAUACCUGCCUCGCAGUUGGACAGCCCCAGUCCUCUAUUAGAUUCUUCAAACACUACAACAUUUUUGAAAAUUGUUCAUUAGUCCAUGGGCUGAUGGCAUUUCCAAUAACUACCAUAAAGGCAGUGAUAGGAGAGCCCUUGCUAAUUUCCUGUGAAACCAGCUUACAGGAUGAACACACCUCAUACAUGUGGACUUUACCAAGUCAUGAACUUAUAAGAUUCCCAGGGAACAUCAACCAAACAAUGGCAAUGUAUAGCAAUGGCAGCCUGGAAAUCAAGGAAGUGCGUCAGCAAGACUCUGGUAUUUAUGUAUGUAAAGCAAACAAUAAGCACCUAAUGCGGAAUGAGACAAGAGAAGUUAAUGUGACUGUCCACUACAAGAAGUCUGAGGGGGAGUCCUUUAAUACCGGGCUUACUACUCUCUUAGGUUGUGCAGUUAGCCUGGUGCUGGUUUUAAUGUAUUUGUAUUUGACUCCUUGUCAUUGCUGUUGCCGCAAAAAAGUCCCCACUCCAAGCCCACCCCAUGAAUGCAGUGCUCAAUCCUCCAUCCUAAGUGCCACCCCACCUGCCACAGAUGGACCAAACCGUAAAAUAAGUGGCAGCAGGCAUGUAGUCUUCUUGGAGCCUGUUAAGGAAACUCGGAAUGGCAAAGCCAAACUGGCUACCAGUGAAGAUUUCACAGAUGCCAAGAAUCCCAAAAUUCAGCAAAUGAAGUCUGAUUCAGAGUCAAUAACCUCUGUAUUCUCAGACUCUCCUAUUAUGCCUUAGAUACUUAAAUCUCUGGCUAUGUCCACUACCAACUACACUGCUGUCAGUUUAAUAACUUGGCUAGACAGGGCUGAAGUAAUAGAUGCGGAAGGGCAAUACUGCAGUUUAUAUGCUAACAUAGCUUUCAUCAUAUCCUGCAAGAUACCCUUAUUCUUCUACAAAUCCGGCAUGCUCAAUGAGGUUAUAACAUAAGCAGUAUAUGCAAGAAUAAGUAAAAGAAAAUGAACAAAUUGUUAUCUUCACUAUGUUCCCCUUAUGCUCUGAAAAAGGAGACAAGUGUAGUGUUAGUAGAACUCAAGGCAAAACCCCUCCAUGUUAAACUGAUUGUUAUUUGCAGAACUUACUUUCAGUCUUUAUGGUCUUAACAGUAAUGAAUGAAAGGCAGUCAAAGUCACUGUAAGUAGCAAACAAAUGGAAUCUAACUAAGAGUCAUAAAAUGUUGCUUUACUCAAAACAAGAAAAUGUACAUUGAAACAAAUAUAAGAAAUAUAAAAAAAAAUCA
Molecule: messenger RNA, 2649 nt
Organism: Protopterus annectens (West African lungfish)
Lineage: Eukaryota; Metazoa; Chordata; Ceratodontiformes; Protopteridae
Gene: AMIGO3
Product: adhesion molecule with Ig like domain 3
Exons: 2
Coding region: 636-2147 (503 amino acids)
Biological process (GO): brain development
Molecular function (GO): protein binding
Source: RefSeq, a predicted model, not a curated record